AUGGAUCAGGCCUAUGUCCGGUCGACCUCAGAGGUGUUGCAGUACUUCCAUGUCAGUGAAGCAGCCGGCUUAUCGUCUGCGCAAGUUGCGGAAGCAAGGAAGCGACAUGGAAGCAAUUCGCUCCCUGAAGACCCUCCGACGCCACUCUGGCAACUCGUUCUGGAACAGUUCAAAGACCAGUUGGUUCUGAUAUUACUUGGUUCAGCCGCGAUCUCUUUUGUACUGGCCUUGUUUGAAGAGUCUGAUGACUGGACGGCCUUUGUGGAUCCAGUAGUGAUCCUGACAAUCCUCAUUCUGAACUCAAUCGUCGGUGUCACACAAGAAAGCAGUGCGGAAAAGGCAAUUGCGGCCCUGCAAGAAUACUCUGCAAAUGAAGCAAAGGUCAUUCGAGAUGGGACAGUCCAAAAGAUCAAGGCGGAAGAGCUGGUUCCCGGGGAUAUAAUCACAGUUUCUGUUGGAGACCGUAUCCCGGCUGACUGUCGGUUGCUCUCCAUACAGAGCAACAGUUUCAAAGUUGAUCAAGCCAUUUUGACUGGCGAGAGCGAAAGCGUGAGCAAGGACUGUGCAACUGUUGGAGACCUGCAAGCUGUGAAACAAGAUCAGGUCAAUAUGCUUUUCUCCGGGACCACUGUGGUCACUGGGCAUGCUGUCGCCAUUGUUGUUCUGACCGGCAGCUCUACUGCGAUUGGCGAUAUUCACGAAAGCAUUACAUCCCAAAUCUCGGACCCUACACCACUCAAGGAAAAACUAAACGAUUUUGGGGACAGCCUCGCCAAAGUCAUCACUGUUAUCUGCAUCCUGGUCUGGCUCAUCAACAUUCAGCAUUUCAACGACCCGUCACACGGCGGCAGUUGGGCGAAAGGUGCUAUAUAUUACUUGAAGAUAGCAGUGUCAUUGGGCGUUGCAGCCAUCCCGGAAGGUCUCGCCGUUGUCAUUACGACCUGUCUUGCAUUGGGGACAAGAAGAAUGGCAGCCAAGAAUGCCAUAGUCAGGAGCCUGCCAUCAGUUGAGACGUUGGGAAGUUGUAGCGUCAUCUGCUCCGACAAGACUGGUACUCUAACCACAAACCAGAUGAGCGUGGAGAAGAUUGUGUAUCUAAACGAAUCUGGCACUGAUCUGGAGGAAAUCGAGGUCGAAGGAACCACUUUUGCGCCCUUUGGACACCUUUUUUAUAAAGGCAAGAAACUCGAGAAUCCUGCUGUUACCUCCAACACGAUCAAGCAGAUGACGGAAGUGCUUGCUCUAUGCAACGAGUCGCGUUUGUCAUAUGAUGCUAAAACCAACACCUUCUCAAGCAUUGGGGAGCCUACUGAGGGGGCUCUUCGAGUCCUUGUAGAGAAGAUUGGCACAGACGAUAUCUCGACGAACAACACUUUGAACGGCCUGUCGAGAGCGGAACGAGUGCAUUCCGCCAGCAAAUACUACGAGGAGAAAUUCCCAUUGCAAGCUAUGUACGAGUUCUCAAGAGAUCGCAAGAGCAUGUCGGUGCUAGCCGGAACCGGCGACAAACAGACGCUGCUCGUCAAGGGUGCUCCUGAGUCGAUUGUUGAAAGAUGUUCUCACAUCGUGCUUGGCCCGAACGGAAAGAAGGUUCCUAUAAGCAAGAAACAUCUCGGUCUCCUUGGGGAAGAGGUAGUCGGUUAUGGUCGAAAGGGACUCCGAGUUCUGGCCCUGGCCCGUGUGGAAAACAUCAACGGCAACAAACUGCUGCAAACGGCAGAGACCACGAAAGAGUACGCCCAGCUGGAGCAGGGCAUGACUCUAAUUGGUCUUGUUGGUAUGCUCGACCCCCCUCGUCCGGAAGUCGCAGCCUCCAUCAGGAAGUGUCAAGACGCAGGGAUCAGAGUGAUUGUCAUCACUGGGGACAACCAAAACACUGCAGAGACCAUUUGCAAACAAAUUGGGGUCUUCGGCCCUGACGAAGACCUCUCUGGAAAGAGCUAUACUGGGAGACAAUUCGAUUUGCUGAGUGAAAGCGAGAAGCUACAAGCCGUAAAGACAGCGUCUCUAUUUUCCCGGGUCGAGCCUACCCACAAAUCCAAACUGGUGGAUCUGUUGCAAGCAGCCGGUGAAGUGGUAGCUAUGACGGGCGACGGCGUCAAUGAUGCUCCCGCACUGAAGAAGGCUGAUAUAGGGGUUGCUAUGGGCUCUGGGACCGACGUUGCCAAACUGGCGGCCGACAUGGUUCUUGCCGAUGACAACUUCGCUACCAUUGAAGUGGCCAUCGAAGAAGGCCGCACAAUCUACAGCAACACCCAGCAGUUCAUUCGCUACCUCAUCUCAUCCAACAUCGGAGAGGUCGUCUCCAUUUUCCUGACUGCCGCCCUCGGUCUACCUGAAGCUCUGAUCCCCGUCCAACUGCUGUGGGUGAAUCUGGUCACCGACGGUCUCCCAGCUACUGCGCUUUCAUUCAACCCGGCGGACCAUGAGGUUAUGCGACGCACGCCCCGAAAGCGUGACGAACCUCUGGUCAGCGGCUGGCUGUUCUUCCGAUACAUGGUCAUCGGCACGUAUGUUGGCGCGGCCACGGUUUUCGGCUAUGUUUGGUGGUACAUGUUUUACGAGUCCGGCCCCCAGAUCUCAUUCAACCAGCUGCGCAGCUUCCACAAAUGCUCAAUUGUGAACCCACUCUAUGCCAACGUGGACUGCUCGAUCUUCUCGCCCAACGCGGUUUACACACGGACGGCGUCGACCAUCUCGCUCUCGAUCCUGGUUGUGAUUGAAAUGCUGAACGCGAUGAACGCCUUAUCUUCCUCGGAAUCGCUCGUGACCAUGCCGCUCUGGAAGAACAUGAAGCUGAUCUACGCCAUCUGCCUGUCCAUGGCACUGCAUUUCGCCAUUCUGUACACUCCAUUCCUCCAGGCGCUCUUCUCCAUCGAACCACUCAACUCAACCGAGUGGCUGGCCGUCAUCUACAUUUCGGCGCCUGUCAUCCUGAUCGAUGAGGUGCUCAAGUUUGUGGAGAGGCUGAUGUUCCUGACUACCACCAGGGCCCCUGCCGGAGCGGUCCAAGCAAAGCGGGAAGGUAAUGGACACAUUGCCAAUGGGAAAGCCAAGGCGAGUUGA
Molecule: messenger RNA, 3066 nt
Organism: Capronia epimyces CBS 606.96
Lineage: Eukaryota; Fungi; Ascomycota; Eurotiomycetes; Chaetothyriales; Herpotrichiellaceae
Product: Ca2+ transporting ATPase, sarcoplasmic/endoplasmic reticulum
Exons: 3
Coding region: 1-3066 (1021 amino acids)
Biological process (GO): calcium ion transmembrane transport; intracellular calcium ion homeostasis
Cellular component (GO): membrane
Molecular function (GO): P-type calcium transporter activity; ATP hydrolysis activity; ATP binding
Source: RefSeq, a predicted model, not a curated record